AUGGGAGAUGGAGGCCCCCUGCAGACCGAGGGGAAUGCCCUCCUCAAAGCCGUCUUUCAAGGGAAGCUGAGGUUGACCCGCCUGCUGCUGGAGGGCGGAGCUUACAUCAACGAGGGCAACGAGCGCGGGGAGACUCCCAUCUCCGCCGCCUGCUUGGCGAGCUACGACGACCUGCAGACCCGGCAGAGGAUGGUGAGGUACCUGCUGGAGAAAGGCGCCGACCCGAACAUCCCCGACAAGAGCGGGAGGACAGCGCUGAUGCACGCCUGCGCCGAGCAGGCGGGGAAAGAGGUGGUGUCGCUCCUUCUGGAGAACGGAGCCGAUCCCAGCCUCAAAGACUACUCCGGCUCCUCCGCCCUCGUCCACGCCAUCAACAAGGGAGACCGCGACACCCUGCAGGUGCUGCUGGACGCCUGUAAGGCCAAAGGCAAGGAGGUGAUCAUCAUCACCACCGACACGUCUCCCUCCGGCACCAAGAAGACCAAGCAGUACCUCAACGCCCCCCCCUCGCCGUGCAUCGUGGACAAACUGUCUCCGGCCUGCAUGUCUCCCUCUGAGGUGGAGAUCGGCACCUCUUCGCCGGCGGGAGACAAGAACAAAGACGAGGAGGGGAUCUUCAGCUUCGCGCUCACUUCGGCUUUACCGCUACCUUCAGCUCGACCUCCGGGAGAAAAGAGGCCGCCGCCACGCAAGCUGCUGAAGAGGCUGAACUCAGAGCCCUGGGGCCUGGUGGCACCCUCGGCCCUGAGCGGGGUUCCUCAGGAGAGGGUCGACGGAGGCCUGCAGGAGGAGGGAAGCUGCGACCUGAGCAGGGUGAUUGCAGAGAUUAACGGCCUGUCCAUCGCAGAGCCGGUGAGACCUCUGUUGUCACGGCGACACAGCAUCGAGACCCACGACCCCUGCUCCCCAAAACUCAUCGAUCGGUCCUGCUCCGAGGACUACGCGGCCCUCUCUGGUUCCUCCUGGGCUGACAAAGUCCAGCAGCAUCAGAUCCUGUACCGUCGGAACACGGCCCCGGAGUCCCAGGAGAACGCCGGGGGGCCUGGGGCGGUGGCUGCUCGGGCCCUGGCCCACCCCAGACUGACCCGGAUGGAGCAUUACGAGUCGGACACUCACCUCUGCCCAGAGUCCAUCCCUGGAUCUCCGGACUCUGGUCGGGUGUCUGUGGAGCGGAGGAGGUACAACGCCUCCCCCCUGUGCCUGGUCACCAGCUCCUCCAGGGAGUCUCUGGAGAACAUCCCCAACUCGGUGUCCCCCAUCACGAUGCGCCGGCGUCCCCCGGGGCUGCUGGAGCGCCGGGGCUCCGGGACCCUUCUGCUGGACCACAUCUCCCACACCAGGCCCGGCUUCCUGCCUCCGCUCAACAUCAACCCGCAGAGACCCAUCCCCGACAUCCGGGCCAACGGCAAGCCCACCUCCCCGAUCCACUCCGGGCACAAGAUCCUGGUCCCCAUGGCCCCGGCCUCGCCCAAACGGGGCCCCGACUUCAAGAUGAAGAAGAAGCUGAUGAGGAGACACUCCAUGCAGACGGAGCAGAUGAAGCAGCUCUCCACCUUCCAGGAGAUUCUGGCCGAGAAGGUCGUUGAGUCCAACGGGGAUUGA
Molecule: messenger RNA, 1602 nt
Organism: Anoplopoma fimbria (sablefish)
Lineage: Eukaryota; Metazoa; Chordata; Actinopteri; Perciformes; Anoplopomatidae
Product: ankyrin repeat domain-containing protein 34A
Exons: 1
Coding region: 1-1602 (533 amino acids)
Molecular function (GO): protein binding
Source: RefSeq, a predicted model, not a curated record